UAUAAAUAUAAAUGCGAUAAACAUGACAAACGAUUAGACACCUUUGGGCUUAAGAAAUCUCUUGCUCUGCUUCUAUUUCACCGUUUAUAUAGCUCAAUUCUAUUCCAUUUUUUCUCGUGAAAUUCUAGGGUUAGGGUUUUUAAUUGUUAGCAAAUUUUGUAUAUCAAAGUUUGUUCUGCUUACGCUAGCUCUACCCCAUGGAGUCUUGUAUUGUGAUCAAGGUCAAGUAUGGAGAGACGCUCAGAAGAUUCAAUGUCUGUGUUGCUGAUGAUAAACUUGGUAUUAACAUGGAUGGAUUAAGGGAAAAGAUCUUUCAACUUUUCAACUUUCCUCUCGACAGCGAGCUUACGCUGACAUACAUUGAUGAGGACGGUGAUGUUGUAACACUUGUUGAUGAUGAAGAUCUGCAGGAUAUCACAAGGCAGGACCUUAAUCCCCUGCGAAUAUCUGUGAGAUUGAACACUGAAAAAAUUAGUACUUCAGGUACAUCUAGUGGAAAUUCUACUCCCUUCAUAUCCCCACUGGUCCAGCCUACAUUUCCGAACAUAAAUUCGAGUGUUUCUGAUUUUCUCAAGUCCUUGCCAGAAACAAAAAGCGGAAAAAUCUUAAAGCACUCUGCGGACAUGGCUUCUAAAGCCUCCUCGGCUGCCCGAGAAAUGGCUGAGAUUACCAAAGCACUCUCGAAAACUGGCAUAUCCUACUUAAAGCAGGCUUGUCCAGUAUCAGGAGUCACUACAGGUGUGAUUCGUCCAAUAGACUCAGCUGGUUGUUUCUCACAUGAAACAACCUCACAAGCAUUUCCUAGCGUUAAAAGUGGAGAGCCAUCCCCAGCAGCGAAUGCUGAGGAGCGGACCCUCAAAACUGCAGGACAACCCAACAAUCAUACUGGAUCUAUAGAUGCCUCAAAAUUGAAGUCUUUCCAACCAGAUCAAAAUGGAACUCAACGUGGAUCAUUAUCCAAAAGUCCUAAGCCUAACUUAUCUCUAGCAGAUGGUAAGAAGAAAGUGGGUAAGAAAUUUGGUGAUUCCCAUCUUGUUGGGAAGGCUCUUGGUAUUUCAUAUUCUAGUCCCUCAACCACUGGCCCAGAAAAGAGAGCUGAUAAACAGCCUAGUGAGAAUCACCCUGGUGCUCAGCCAGUUGCUGCGGUUGGCUCUGCAAGCUCUAAUGUUGCAAAAAUGUCCUGGGACACUCGUAAUGUGGGUUCCAAUGGAAGUCCAUCCGGGAUGAUUUUUAAUGGUUUUAGAUCUCCUAGUUUGUAUCCCAUGACUGGGUUGCCUUUGGUAAAAAACACUAUCCAACCUCAAUACACUCCUGUUGGGAUCCAAUUGAAAAGGAGCCAUAAUCACAGUGAUGGGGCAGCAGCUAUUUUCCACAGAGGUGUUCGCUGUGAUGGUUGUGGGGUUCAUCCAAUAACUGGCCCUAGGUUCAAAUCUAAAGUAAAGGAGGACUAUGAUCUCUGCAUCUUAUGCUUUGCACAGAUGGGAAAUGAUGCUGAUUACAUCAGAAUGGAUCGUCCUGUUACUUACCAUCAUCCCAUAGCUUUCAAGGGUUUACAUGAUCCUCGUGAUAUCUUUCGAGGCUGUGGGGUGAAAUCGCCUAAGCUGGAAAGCCGCUUCACGCUGGAUGUCACUGUACUUGAUGGUACUAUCAUGGCUCCAUUGACUCCAUUUACCAAGGUCUGGAGAAUGAGGAACGAUGGUAAUAUUGUCUGGCCACAAGGAACACGACUUGUUUGGAUUGGGGGAGAUAGAUUAAGUGAUGCAUUCUCUGUUGAAUUACAGAUUACUUCGGUUGGCUUGGCUGUUGACCACGAGCUUGAUGUGGCAGUUGAUUUUACUGCUCCUGAGCUUCCUGGUAGGUACAUCUCCUACUGGAGGAUGGCCUUGCCUUCAGGUCAGAAGUUUGGGCAGCGUGUGUGGGUGCUUAUCAAGGUUGAUGCUGCAAUGGUGCCAAAAAAGGAGUUUCUUUAUGAAGCUCCUCAGGAACUGGACUUGAAUUUUCCUCCGGCCAGCAAUGGAAUAGCUGGUUCUGAAACUAUUAAUGUGAAUGCUGACACCACUUCUCAGGACCUGAACUUGAAUUUUCCUCCGGCCAGCAUUGGUAUAGCUGGUUCUGAAACUAUCAAUGCGAAUGCAGACUCAACAAUGGAGGAUAUCAUUCCUGAGCCUAAAAUCUCAGACCCUACCAUGGAAUUGGUUGAGCCGGUUGUUAAUGGAAACAGAAACAAGGAGCAGGAGUCGUACAUUUCUCCUUCUGCAGCUGGUUCAUCAAUUUCAAAUCCCAUUGAUUUAUCCGAGGCAGCACCAGCUGUUACUUCUGCUGUACCACCCUCUGUCGCAGAGGUGCAGGCAUCUUCACUGGAUGGCGGAGAAAUCAGUGAUGUCGAGAUGAGCCUUCUCAAGGAACUGGAGCAGAUGGGUUUCAAACAGGUAGACUUAAACAAAAACAUCUUGAGGAUGAAUGAGUAUGACUUGGAACAAUCAGUAGACGAUCUUUGUGGUGUAUCCGAGUGGGAUCCUAUCCUUGAGGAGCUGGAGGAGAUGGGUUUCCUCAACAAAGAGAUGAACAAGAAGCUGCUCAAGAAGAAUAAUGGCAGCAUCAAGCGUGUUGUGAUGGAUCUUAUUGCCGGAGAGAAUUAGGAGCUAGUUAAGUGGUACAUGUUGCAAUAUAUGAUGCUUUAGGUAGAUUAUCCUUUAAAAACGCUUUCAGUAGACUAUGCUUUAAGUUAACUUGCUAGACUAAACAGGGUGGUUCUGGUGACUUUGUCUCCUUCAGGGGUUUUGCACAUUGAUAUACGCACUGAAACUUCUUAAAGCAUACUGAACUUGCACUGUUUUUUUAAUAACAAUUGCUCGCCGUGCGUUAUAAAUCUGUGAUGCCAGUUUUGAUGAA
Messenger RNA from Lycium barbarum (goji berry), 2892 nucleotides. Its product is annotated as protein JOKA2-like. NCBI's taxonomy places the organism in Eukaryota, Viridiplantae, Streptophyta, Magnoliopsida, Solanales, Solanaceae. The record is from RefSeq and is a predicted model, not a curated record. Bases 198 to 2639 code for a protein of 813 amino acids. Gene Ontology annotation, molecular function: zinc ion binding; protein binding. The transcript is spliced from 7 exons.